Molecule: messenger RNA, 1941 nt
Organism: Dovyalis caffra
Lineage: Eukaryota; Viridiplantae; Streptophyta; Magnoliopsida; Malpighiales; Salicaceae
Source: the annotation of a GenBank genome assembly
AUGGAAGACCAAGAAGAUGCAAACUCAAACUUGAAGACAAUUACUUCACGCCACCAGGUUGGUAGGGUUCAGCAGCUUUUGUCGGGUGAAGCACAAUACUUGAAAUACAAAGACCCCCAAAAGCCAUUAGGUGCAAGAAUCAAAGACUUAAUGAAAAGAAUGACUCUAGAAGAAAAGAUUGGCCAAAUGGUGCAGAUCGAGCGCACUGUUGCAACUCCAGAUGUCAUGAAGAAGUAUUUCAUUGGGAGUGUGCUGAGUGGUGGAGGGAGUGUGCCGGCACCCAAGGCCUCAGCAGAGGCUUGGGUGGACAUGGUUAAUGGGAUCCAAAAGGCGUCUCUAUCAACCCGUCUUGGAAUUCCAAUGAUUUAUGGGAUUGAUGCUGUUCAUGGCCAUAACAAUGUCUACAAUGCCACCAUUUUUCCUCACAAUGUUGGGCUUGGAGUGACCAGGCAAUGUUACUGCGAAUUUUCUGUUUUGAAGGAUCCUCAACUAGUCAAAAAGAUUGGUGAAGCAACUGCUCUUGAAGUUAGAGCUACAGGAAUCCCUUAUGCCUUUGCUCCAUGUAUCGCGGUUUGCAGGGAUCCAAGAUGGGGUCGCUGCUAUGAGAGCUAUAGUGAGGAUCAUAGGAUUGUUCAGUUAAUGACUGAGAUUAUACCUGGCUUACAAGGAGAGUUACCUGCCAAUUCCAAAAAGGGCGUUCCAUUUGUUGCUCCUGGAAACACCAAGGUAGCAGCCUGUGCUAAGCACUUUGUGGGAGAUGGUGGAACGACAAAGGGUAUUGACGAGAACAACACCGUAAUCAGUAUGAAUGGAUUGCUCAACAUUCACAUGCCAGCAUACUAUAAUGCAAUUAGCAAGGGUGUUGCAACAGUUAUGGUAUCCUACUCGAGUUGGAAUGGGAAGAGGAUGCAUAUUAAUCAGGAUCUUGUCACUGGAUUCCUGAAGAACAAGAUGAAGUUCAGGGGAUUUGUGAUAUCAGACUGGGAGGGUCUUGACAGGGUUACCUCUCCUCCACAUGCUAACUAUUCCUCUUCUGUCCAAGGAGGAGUUGGUGCUGGCAUUGAUAUGAUUAUGGUUCCAUAUAACUUCACAGAGUUCAUUGACGAUCUAACUUAUCAAGUGAAAAAUAAUAUUAUUCCCAUGAGCAGGAUUAAUGAUGCUGUUCAAAGAAUUUUAAGGGUUAAGUUUCUCAUGGGUCUCUUUGAGAAACCAUUGGCUGAUCUCAGCAUGGCCAAUCAACUUGGCAGUCAGGAACAUAGAGAAUUAGCAAGGGAAGCUGUGAGGAAAUCACUUGUUCUGCUAAAGAAUGGCAAGUCUUAUGCUAAGCCAUUGCUACCACUUCCUAAGAAGGCGACGAAGAUACUAGUUGCUGGAAGCCAUGCUGACAACUUGGGCUAUCAAUGUGGAGGCUGGACAAUAUCAUGGCAGGGUCUUGGUGGCAAUGAUCUCACAGUUGGUACCACAAUCCUCAAUGCAGUGAAGAACACAGUUGAUCCUACCACCCAAGUUGUCUACAACGAGAACCCAGAUGCAAAUUUUGUCAAAUCCAACAAAUUCUCUUAUGCUAUCGUUGUGAUAGGUGAGCCACCAUAUGCUGAAAUGUAUGGUGACAGCUCCAAUCUAACUAUAUCUGAACCUGGCCCAAGUACCAUCACCAAUGUGUGUGGAGCUGUCAAAUGUGUCGUGGUAGUAAUCUCUGGCCGCCCAGUUGUGAUCCAGCCCUACCUUGAAAAAAUAGAUGCUCUUGUUGCUGCUUGGCUUCCAGGAACUGAAGGCCAAGGUGUUGCCGACAAUCUUUUUGGAGACUAUGGGUUCACCGGCAAGCUUGCACGAACAUGGUUCAAGACAGUCAACCAGCUCCCAAUGAACGUCGGCGAUCCACAUUAUGACCCUCUAUUUCCAUUUGGGUUUGGUCUCACUACUAAAGUUACCAAAAACUAG